Drosophila willistoni is the source of this 1617-nucleotide messenger RNA. RefSeq names its product UDP-N-acetylglucosamine--dolichyl-phosphate N-acetylglucosaminephosphotransferase (gene Alg7). Bases 200 to 1438 code for a protein of 412 amino acids. NCBI's taxonomy places the organism in Eukaryota, Metazoa, Arthropoda, Insecta, Diptera, Drosophilidae. Gene Ontology annotation, cellular component: membrane. Gene Ontology annotation, biological process: dolichol-linked oligosaccharide biosynthetic process; protein N-linked glycosylation. Gene Ontology annotation, molecular function: UDP-N-acetylglucosamine-dolichyl-phosphate N-acetylglucosaminephosphotransferase activity. The record is from RefSeq and is a predicted model, not a curated record. The transcript has 5 exons.
AUUUGUUUUUAUCAGCGCCGCAUAAGAACAAUUGCGUGUACUUUUCGGCCAACCUAAUUAGUUUUUUCUUGGGCAACAUGAUCGAGUGAGACACACACAUAAUUGAAAAUAACACACACACACAGAGCUGAAUCACAAUCUUGUGACGUGGAGUCGCUAGUGGGCGAACAGGUUAAUUAAAUUAAGUGGAAUUGCAGCAAUGUCGGCAACUGCAAUAGCCAUAAAUGCGGCACUAUCCACCGCGGCGUACUGCAUGACGGUGCGAAUGAUACCGCGAUUCCGGGGGAUGUUCAUCAAGGCGAAUUUAUUUGGCAAGGAUCUGUGCAAAAAGGACCAACCACAAGUACCCGAAUCCUAUGGUGUUGUCAUUGGCUGCGUUUUCCUGGUGUCUAUGUUCAUAUUCAUACCCGUACCCUUUGCCUUUGAUGAAGCAGCUGCCACAGAUGCGGUGACUGGAGGCAAACCUGACACAUUUCCACAUGAUAAAUUCGUGGAAUUGAUUGCUGCCUUAUUAUCCAUUUGCUGUAUGAUCUUUCUGGGUUUUGCCGAUGAUGUCCUGGAUUUGCGUUGGCGUGACAAGCUUCUACUGCCCACCAUUGCUACGCUGCCGCUGCUUAUGGUUUACUAUGUCAACUAUAAUUCGACCACCGUGAUAAUGCCGAAUUUCGCACGUUUCCUACUGGGAACUUCGGUUAAUAUAGGUCCACUUUAUUAUGUCUUUAUGGGCAUGUUGGCGGUAUUCUGCACCAAUGCCAUUAACAUUUUGGCUGGCAUCAAUGGCCUGGAGGUGGGACAAUCAUUGGUUAUAGCUGGAUCGGUUUUGGUAUUCAAUUUAAUUGAAUUAUCAUUGGGACAUCAAGUGGAAUCGCAUGCGUUUUCUAUUUAUUUUAUGUUGCCAUUUUUUGCCACCUCAUUGGCCCUAUGGAAGUUUAAUAGAUAUCCAUCACAGGUAUUUGUGGGCGAUACAUUUUGCUAUUUCGCUGGCAUGACAUUUGCUGUGGUCGGCAUUCUGGGACACUUUAGCAAGACACUGCUCCUGUUUUUUUUGCCCCAAAUAUUAAAUUUUUUGUAUUCGACACCGCAACUAUUCCACUUUGUGCCAUGUCCUCGUCAUCGUUUGCCUAAAUAUGAUAGUAAAUCAGAUUUAUUACAUAUUAGCACAACAGAAUUCAAAUUGGAAGAACUGAAUCCAUUGGGUCGCCUCAUGGUCACCAUAUUGAGGAAACUAAAAUUGAUAAGCUGGCAAGAGGUGAGCACUGAUGGUCUAGUGCGAACGAAUAACUUCACUCUGAUUAAUUUUGUGAUGGUCCUCUUUGGGCCAACACAUGAGCGAGUGGUUACACAAAUAUUGAUGGGAUUCCAGGUGUUGUGUACCUUAAUGGCUCUAAUCAUACGCUAUCCAUUGGCCAAUUAUUUCUACACGGAAACGUCUAGGUAACCGAAAAUGUGGGAAGGGAUGGAAAUUUAGAAGAUCUAAUUUAAUAUUUAUUGAUAGAAAAGCAAGCCUCGGCAUUAAAUGUAAAUCGUAGUCUAAUGAACACACUAUUAUUCCUACACUAUUAUAUUUUCCCGAAAGUAAAUUAAGUUGAUUAAAUAAAUCCAAUUCGAAAGCCGAAA